Messenger RNA from Lotus japonicus, 1811 nucleotides. Its product is annotated as phosphoribosylglycinamide formyltransferase, chloroplastic. The transcript has 6 exons. Gene Ontology annotation, cellular component: chloroplast; cytoplasm. Gene Ontology annotation, molecular function: phosphoribosylglycinamide formyltransferase activity. Bases 588 to 1532 code for a protein of 314 amino acids. NCBI's taxonomy places the organism in Eukaryota, Viridiplantae, Streptophyta, Magnoliopsida, Fabales, Fabaceae. The record is from RefSeq and is a predicted model, not a curated record. Gene Ontology annotation, biological process: 'de novo' IMP biosynthetic process.
CUCUCUCUCUUCCUCACGCACUCACUCUCUCACGGUCUCAACUCUCACCUCAUUCACUCACGAAUCACGAUCCAGACCACCACUGAUCCACCGCCGGCCACCACGGUACCACCACACCAGGCCCCAGCCACCACCACCGAUCCGAUUCAGUGUUCUCUCUCUCUCACGCACUCAUCAUUCAUCAACGCUGCAACCCACCAGGCGGCAGCCACCAACGCCACCAGUCCACCACCACCGCCCACUGGCGGCCGCCAACGCACCACCACUCUCUCUCAAGAUGCUGCUGUUGAAGACUUGAAGCUUGAAGUUACAAAAUGACGUGACGUGAGCUCCUUUGUGAUGCAUCCUUUGGAAGUUUAGGCAAACUUCUUGACACAAACACACCUCGUAUUGCUCUCUUGAAGAGUGUAGUUGUGCUGUUCCUUUUGAUCCCUUGAACCUCCCCACUUUACCUUUAGUGGCAAAAUUGCUGCCACCAUCCCUUGCACCGUCCAAAUCAUUCCUAUAACCACUAUUUCUAUCAUCACCAACAACACAGAAUAUUGAAUUGAACAAAGAUUUGUGAAAUUUUAUUUAAAUUAAAAUUCAUGGAAGUCAAACAAAUUUUGUUCGAGUUUUGUCCAAUAGCACCAUCACUUCCAUCAAAUCCAAUCGCAAAACAACUUUCCUCUUUAAAAUUCCCCCCUUUAUCUUCUUCUUCUUCUUCAUACCCUUUUAUUCAAUCCCAGAAUGUUACGGUUCCAGGUGGAGCUUUCCACCCUAUAAGCAUACCUCACAACAAAGUACGUUCUAGUUAUCAAAGGAACAUAUGGUGUAGCAGUAGUCUUAAUAGCAUUGCAGAACCAAACGAGGGGCAUGAGGUGAGAUCUCAGGUUACAGUGAGAAGGAAAAAGCUGGCUGUGUUUGUGUCUGGUGGUGGAUCCAAUUUCAGAUCAAUUCAUGCGGCAUCUAAAGAAGGAUCACUUCAUGGAGAUGUUGUUGUAUUGGUUACCAAUAAAAGCGGAUGUGGAGGUGCAGAGUAUGCAAGAAAUAAUGGUAUCCCUGUUAUAUUGUUCCCUAAAGCAAAGGAUGAAUCCGACGGAUUAUCACCAAGUGACCUUGUUGAUGCACUAAGGAGAUUCGAGGUUGAUUUUGUUCUUUUAGCUGGAUACCUCAAACUUAUACCAGUGGAAUUGAUCCGAGCUUAUGAAAGAUCUAUAAUAAACAUUCACCCAUCUCUUCUUCCAGCUUUUGGAGGCAAGGGCUUCUAUGGUAUGAAUGUGCAUAAAGCGGUAAUUGCUUCUGGAGCUAGAUUUUCAGGUGCUACAAUUCAUUUUGUGGAUGAGCACUAUGACACAGGUCGUAUCCUGGCUCAGCGUGUGGUCCCUGUGCUUGCUAAUGAUACUGCUGAGGAGUUGGCUGCAAGGGUUCUCAGGGAGGAGCAUCAAUUAUAUGUGGAGGCAGUAGAGGCAUUAUGUGAAGAUCGCGUAGUGUUGAGGAAAGAUGGUGUUCCUCUCAUACAAAACAAGGAAAAUCCCAAUGAGUUUCGCUGAUUGUCUAUGGUCUGAAAUUCACUUGAUGUCCUUUUAAUUUGAGAUUUCCAUUGUAAUAGUUUAUAUAGUUUAUUUCAUUUCUUCAUCUUUUGAUUACAAAGCCUUGCAUCUGAGGGGACUUAGUUCCUCUUGCAGGGAAUUUUGAUCAUAAGUAGGUAUGCUCUGGUGUCCUCCAAGAAUACAAUAAGUAGGGAGCCAAAAAAAAUUCUCCUGACCUGUUCUGUAUAAACCUCUCUUAAUCUGCUUUUAGCUCAUAUUAGCAUUCGUCUGCUGCUCUUA